This is a messenger RNA of Impatiens glandulifera, 783 nucleotides long. RefSeq lists its product as uncharacterized. The transcript has a single exon. Gene Ontology annotation, molecular function: zinc ion binding; nucleic acid binding. Bases 1 to 783 code for a protein of 260 amino acids. NCBI's taxonomy places the organism in Eukaryota, Viridiplantae, Streptophyta, Magnoliopsida, Ericales, Balsaminaceae. The record is from RefSeq and is a predicted model, not a curated record.
AUGUUUUCAGCUGAUGUUGCAAAUAUUAAUGUCAACUUAAGUUCAGUCCCAGUCCUUAAUGGCUCUAACUUUAAGGAUUGGAAGGAGAACAUUCAAAUAAUUCACGGUUUCAUGGACAUGAAUCUUGCGAUACGAACAGAGCAACCCACUACUCCUAUGGUUAUUAUCUCUACUGAAGAGAAGGAUAAAUUUGAGAGAUGGGAACGCUCUAUCCGCAUGAGUCUUAUGAUCAUAAAGCGUGCAAUUCUGGAGGUGUUCAGGGGUGUUGUGUCUGAAGACACCACCAAUUCUAAAGAUUACCUUGCAGAAAUUGAAAAGCGCUUUAUUAAAAGCGAUAAGGCUGAAACAAGCACUAUUCUUAAGAGCUUGAUUUCAAUGAAGUAUAAGGGAAAUGGUAAUAUAAGAGAGUACAUCAUACAGAUAUUUAAUCUUACAUCAAAACUUAAGGCACUAAAGCUUUAUUUGCAUGAGGAUUUACUUGUGCAUUUCAUUCUGAUUUCUUUUCCGAUUCAAUUCAACCACUUUAAAGUCAGUUUUAACUGUCAGAAAGAAACAUGGAACUUAAAUGAACUAAUUUCUCAUUGUGUUCAAGAGGAAGAGAGACUAAAGCAAGAAAGGACAAAAUGUGCUCAUCUGGAAAGCACCUCUAGGGAUAAGGGCAAGAAAAGGAAGAAUGUUGAUGCUGCUCAAGGUCCAAAUGCAAAGAAAAAUGUUAACAAUGACUGUUUCUUUUGCAAUAAGGCUGCACAUCUAAAGAAGGAUUGUACUAAAUAUCGUGCAUGA